GUAGGAAGUGAAAGACGCAACAACAAAGUCAGCUUUCAAGAGUAUCAUACUACAAAUAUAACCUUGGUGUCGUGACGGCGUCCGAGGGGAAUCCCAAACUUUCCCACAAGAUAGAAACUCCGAAGCUGCUUCAACCCGAGCAGAAAAGCAGAGGACAGGAGUGAAGCAGGAGUGAAACCUUGACUUUUGGAAGUGUGUUUUCUACACGACGCACUUGCUUCCUGUUGGAUCUCGGGUUGCCAGGUCCGGGGGAAACAUGUAAAAGCGGUGCGGGGGAAACAGCAGCAGUAACCGGGGCUCCGUCCCGCAUGAUCCCGCCGGAGCCAUGUCCCUGAGCUCAGGAGGCUGGAGCCGCAGCCCGGACCCGUCCACGGUGCUGCCCUCGGGCCCCGACCCCCAGGGCGGCCGGACCGUGCUCAUGUCGGUGCGGGUGUCGCUGUGCCACUCCGGGAUCCGGCCGCUGGUCCUCCCCGGGGCCGGGGCGGGGGACGGCGCUCUGCGGCUGCAGCUCAGCAUGGACCCGGCCAGGAGCGGGGAGUUCCGGCUGGGGCUCCAGCAGAGCGGCACCGGCACCGGCACCGGCCGCACCGUGACCAUCGCUGAGUACGAUUUGAGGGCCAUAAAUUAUGAGGUGAAGUCGUCAAUGUGCCAUGAGCUUAUUUCGGUAGCGCCUCCGCAUGACCGCAUAAGCUUCAACUUUCGUUGCGAGCAGGAGGCCCAAGAGUGGGCCACUGUUGUGAUGUCAUCACUGAGAGAAGCCAGGAGAGUCAUCCCUCAAGAAAAUGGUCUACAGCCUCUCACAGACGCCCUCCCUCUUCAGAACAACUCAAUUUUGCAACGUACAGAGGACGCUUGCAUUGAGCUGACCAGAGCCAUAGAGUCGGGCGACAUGCAGGCUGCUUCUGUUUUUGCUGCCACACUCGCUCGUCAGCACGUAGCACUAAAGAUCCAGCCCUCUUCCAAAGACUAUGAAGACACUGAAAUCAAUUUGGCUGUUGUGGUGGAGGACUCUUCCUCAUCCUGUUGUGUCACUGUGAAAGUUUUCCCGCACAUGACUACUGCAUCGUUGAAACAGCAGAUGUUUCUCGAAUAUGGCUUCCACCCACGGGUGCAGCGCUGGGUUAUUGGCCAGUGCUUGUGCACCGACCAGCGAACUCUUGCCUCAUACGGUGUCCGCCAGGAUGACGACACAGCCUUCUUGUACCUCUUGUCAGCCCGGCACGCCCGUUUGACCGCGCAGGUCCUCCAGCAGGAUCAGGAGAGCGCCCUCCUCCUCAGUCCCCCCGUGUCUUUUGAAAACUCUCAACUCCCCGUUACCUCCCCAAACGGCCCCUCGUCUCAGGAGAGGAGGCCGUACACUACCCUUCCUCCACGACUCCACAGCGGCAGCAGCAGUGUUGGUGUGUCAGAGCAACAAAAUAUUGGGGAGAUCAGAGAUCUCAUCAACCUUGAAAUGCCUCAACUCAGUGAAGCUCUCAGACCCAACACUUCUUCCACACAGGGCUGGUCGUGUCCGUCUUGCACUUACAUCAAUAAACCAACGCGGCCGGGCUGUGAGAUCUGCAGCACAAACCGCCCCGAGAACUACGUCGUCCCGGGAGGAUACCAACCUGAUGCCCUCGAGCUCAGACGAAUUCAGCAGGAAAAGGAAGCGAUUAGACAAUAUCAGCAGGUAAAAGAGGAGGAGCGGCGGGAAAAUUACGCCCGGCUGAUGAUGUUGGACGGUCAGGACCUGGUGCCCAACCCCGACCCGGUGGACUGUAGGAUUUGUUACAUGGACCUGCCGUCGGGAGGAGGAGUCCUGCUGAGAGAGUGUCUCCACUGUUUCUGCAAAGAGUGCUUACACUCAGUCAUCAUGCUAAGCGAGGAACCCGAGGUGUCCUGCCCCUACAGAGAUGACACGUACUCCUGUGCCGGCGCUCUGCAGGAGAGGGAGAUCAGAGCUCUCGUGUCAUCAGAGGAGUACGAGCGCUGGCUGCAGAGAGGCCUCUCGGUGGCGGAGUCUCGCUGCGAAGGCAGUUACCAUUGUGCAACUCCAGAUUGUCUGGGGUGGUGUGUGUAUGAAGAUACCGUCAAUGUCUUCCACUGCCCUGUCUGCAGGAAACACAACUGUCUCAUUUGCAAGUCUAUCCAUGAGGGAAUGAACUGUAAACAGUACCAGGAUGAUCUUGCCGCCCGGGCUAUAAAUGACUCUGCCGCCAGGAGGACAACAAAUCUACUGAAGACUCUUGUGCAGUCAGGGGAGGCCAUGCACUGUCCUCAGUGUGGCAUCAUUGUGCAGAAGAGAGAUGGCUGUGAUUGGCUGCGCUGCACUGUCUGUCACACAGAGAUCUGUUGGGUAACCAGAGGGCCUCGCUGGGGACCCGGGGGUCCUGGAGACACUAGUGGAGGAUGCCGAUGCAACGUCAACAACCAGAAGUGUCAUCCUAAAUGCCAAAACUGCCACUGAAUUUCAAGACUCGCUCGAAAUAUUACAGAGAAUAUGGGUCUAAACUGGAAAUAAGCUACUCUGUUAAGAAAUGGGAAAGAAGAGUUGAGGUUGUUACAUUUCUAAUCAUCGUUUGCUCCCUUCGGCUUUCCUCUACCAGGAAACGGGGUUUAAGUCUUAACAGAUUCAGCAUUGAGUCCACAAUAAUGACGAUCAGAGUGGGAUUCUGGAAGAGUAUUAACUUCGAGUAUGUGUCGUGCCUUUUUAUUUUAAAACGUUUCCACUACAGAUGUAGCUAUACAGAUGUGUUCAUUAUGGUUUUAGCUGCUACAUACCUGAACUCGUAGCAUAAAACUGAAGUGGCCUUAUUCUUGUGCACAAAAGCUGUCGCAGGGUGUGACUGAUUAAGUUGUCUGGAAAAUGUGAUACUUAAUGUGUUUUUGAUAUGGAUUUUAUUUUUAAGAGGAACAGAUUAAUUCAGUGAGUGGAAUAAUAUAUUAGCAUCUUUUUUGUCUGUGUGGUAGUCUGACUUCCUGUGUGCCCCUUCACCAAAGAGCAUUGGACGUGUUUUUUAUUGCCCGUUUUACUCUGAUCUAGUUCCAACACCUACUGGUACUUUGUUUUUAUUCUGUUUAUCACUCACAUCUAUUUAUACAGCACUGCUGACCAGUAAAUACCUAUUACGUGUUCAAUAAUAGUUUAUAUUUUCCCUUUGAGGUGAUAUAUGUCACCAUAGUUUGUUAUGAAGCUUGUAUUUCUUAAAUUAACUUAAUCGUGUCAGGUAUUUGCUGUGAUAUUACUCACGCAACUUUUUUCUCCCUAUUAGUCUUAUGCAUGAAUGCACUGUUUGCUCACCAGAAGAAGCAUAAACUUAACUCUUCAACUAUGUUGCUGCCUCAAACUGACAAGCCAUGAACAGGCUCUCACUGUUACUCCUGUUUAAACACCAGCACAGUGUUGUUGGUGAACCUUUGUGCCUUAAUUCUGAAUAAAGAGCCACAGAGUGUGCAUAUGUGUGUAUUGAUUUAGAGCUAACGGUGUUAGAGCAGCAUGCUCUCCCUAGCCCAGCACCGUGAAAGCACUUUAACACGCAGCACAGAUCCAUAUUAAAGUCUUGAAUCCAAAA
Messenger RNA from Cololabis saira (Pacific saury), 3554 nucleotides. RefSeq names its product sharpin and rbck1 related (gene shrprbck1r). The transcript is spliced from 14 exons. Gene Ontology annotation, molecular function: ubiquitin binding; ubiquitin-protein transferase activity. The coding region runs from base 326 to 2449 and encodes 707 amino acids. Gene Ontology annotation, cellular component: LUBAC complex. Gene Ontology annotation, biological process: proteasome-mediated ubiquitin-dependent protein catabolic process; protein linear polyubiquitination; positive regulation of canonical NF-kappaB signal transduction. The record is from RefSeq and is a predicted model, not a curated record. Lineage: Eukaryota; Metazoa; Chordata; Actinopteri; Beloniformes; Belonidae.